Messenger RNA from Mercenaria mercenaria, 1427 nucleotides. Its product is annotated as fibrinogen C domain-containing protein 1-like. The coding region runs from base 270 to 1169 and encodes 299 amino acids. NCBI's taxonomy places the organism in Eukaryota, Metazoa, Mollusca, Bivalvia, Venerida, Veneridae. The transcript is spliced from 5 exons. The record is from RefSeq and is a predicted model, not a curated record.
UUGUGUUAGUUCCCCGAUGUACCACAGCUCUACUAAAUUUAAUGAAAAUUCACAAUGCAUUUAGAUAUUGCUCUUACAUAGAAAAAAAAAGUAUUGCUCAGCUGAAGUGAACUUUUGACCAUUUACCGUGUGACCAUAGAAUAAAAUAAGUCAAUCUCCGUGAUACACCGGAAUUCGAAUAAGCUUUGACCUUAACAUGCGUCAUAUUUGGUCCUUGCUUUACCAUACUGGACAUUUAUACUGGACACCUUGUAUUGAACACUUUGAAAAUGACUUGUUUGGAAUUAUUUUCCCUCGUUGUAUGCUUAUCUUUUGUAAACUCGCAGACUACAGUCAGCGGGAAUGUAGUUUCCGGAAGUGACGCGAAUAACAUACAGGGGUUGAAGCUGAUGAUGCAGACGUUACAGACACAGACGCAGGUACUCCAGUCGCAGAUUUCCGCCAUUCACAGCACGCUGUUGACGCAGCAGACGAUGAGUGUAGAUGAAAUUUGUAAAAUCAUUUCCAACACACAGACGAAUGCGGCAAAUGACCCAGCCGACUGUGUUGACAUUAAAGGCGCGGGUCACACUAAAUCCGGAGUGUACACAGUGGCACCCCCGGGGGAAGCUCGGUUCCAGGUCUACUGUGAUAUGGAAACAGACGGUGGCGGCUGGCUUCAAAUACAGAAGAGACAGGAUGGGUCGGUUGACUUCUACAAGACUUACAGCGAGUAUGAGACAGGGUUUGGUAACUUGACGGGCGAACACUAUCUCGGAAACCGCAAUAUCCAUGCAAUCACAAAAACCGGGAAGUACGAGCUGCUUGUGGAGUUGGAAGAUUUCCAGAAGCACGUGAAAUACGCGCAUUAUUCGUCUUUCUCCGUGGGUGAUGCUGCUUCAGACUACAGACUUAGUGUUGAUGGUUACAACGGUACUGCAGGAGAUUCGCUUGUGUUUGAUCACAAUGGACACGGGUUUUCUGCUCACGAUGCCGACCACGACGGGGCAGGUAAAAUAAACUGCGCUGAGAAACACCAUGGCGGAUACUGGUACUCAGCUUGCUUCAAGAGUAAUAUAAAUGGGAAAUGGGGCGUUCCUGGUGAGCAGGGAAUCAUCUGGGGAUCCUACAAGGACUGGACCCUGUAUGUUCUAAGGAGGACAGAGAUGAAAAUUCGACGUGUAAAGUAACAUGUACAAAACAUGUCAAGUUACAUAUGAAACGAUUUCGCAGACCCCCAAUUCUUUCAUGUUGUUCUUGUUGUAUUUUACGUCUUGAUAUAACUAGCGUCAUCUUUAAAACUUUCAUGUACAUAAACAUCAGCAAUAUGUUCAUACAAGGAAAAUUGUGAUGAAAUCUCUGUGGGUACACCCGCUGAAUUAGUCUGAGAUAAUUCCUGAGGCUAUUCAAAUUUUGUACAUUUAUAUUAAAGGUAAAGGUAAAUUUUA